AUGUCUAAUAAAAGGAACCGACUUCUUCUCAAAGCCGGAUACACUUAUUACGAAGAUGGAGGCAAAAGAGACUUAGGUCCUGAAACAAGGUCAAGAUGGAGGUGCUCAACUCAUCAAGGAAAAAAAGGCUGCAACGCGAGGAUCAACAUGGUUGGAAAUCAAGUUAUUUAUGAUCAACUUCUGUACAUGAUGUCUAAGAAAGGUAACGUGAUGCUUAGUUACCAAGGCCACAGCUAUCAUUUAAAGUAUACGAAGAACUCCAGAAAAACUUGGCGGUGUUCCAGACACUGUUCGUUCAGGUGCCGAGCCACAAUAACUACUGUUGAUAAUCAUAUUUGGCCCAUGUUCCUGAGGACGUCUGUAGGCACACGCAGCAUAGUAUACAACGGCUACAAAUUUUAUAAGAAAAAAGGUAAAAAUAAAUACAGUGAAAGAUGGCGCUGUAGUCUACACCAGCAUUUCAACUGCAAAGCAAUGCUGUUCACCACGCACGAUCAACUCAUCGCUAUGAAGGGCGAACAUAGUCAUGCACCACCGAAGACCCUGGCAUCUUUAUCGCAAGCCAAACUUAUUAACUGA
This is a messenger RNA of Arctia plantaginis, 579 nucleotides long. Lineage: Eukaryota; Metazoa; Arthropoda; Insecta; Lepidoptera; Erebidae. The record is from the annotation of a GenBank genome assembly.